Molecule: messenger RNA, 2901 nt
Organism: Plectropomus leopardus (leopard coralgrouper)
Lineage: Eukaryota; Metazoa; Chordata; Actinopteri; Perciformes; Serranidae
Gene: plg
Product: plasminogen
Biological process (GO): proteolysis
Molecular function (GO): signaling receptor binding; serine-type endopeptidase activity
Source: RefSeq, a predicted model, not a curated record
CCUAAAAUGUACCGUGACUGCUGAAAAGUACCAGAUCAGCUGGAGGGGCCUGUGGGUGCAUCUCUGCCCGCUCUCUAACUGACGGUGCUUCAGGACCCGAACAAGGAACCCAGUAACAAUCGAGGAGGUACCGCAGUGACUUUGUCGACUAUGAAAUGCUAGUUUAAGGGCCUCACCAUGGACCUGUACUAUCUAGCUUUCCUCCUGGGAGCUCUGAUCUGCACUGUAAGUGGUACUGAGGUGGACGGCUACACCAAAACUGAAGGAGCAUGGAUCCUCUCGCUGCAGAGGAGAACAUACUCAGCAAGCACUGCAGCUGAGUGUGCCACCAAAUGUGACACUGAACAGUCCUUCACAUGCAGAUCUUUCAUAUAUAAUGAAAAGGACCAAGAAUGUUUCACAGCAGCAGCAAACUCUAAAAUAGAGACGCUUCUGCGCAGGAGGAGCACAGCUUUAUAUGAAAAAAACGGAUACCUCCUGGAGUGCGUUAAUGGAAUAGGAACAGAUUACAGAGGAACAAAGUCCAAAACAAAAACAGGAAAGGCGUGUCAAAGAUGGGGAGCAAAAUACCCACACAGGCCAAACUACACACCGGAGACACAUCCCCUUGCAGACCUGGAGUCAAACUUCUGCAGAAACCCUGACAGUGACAGCGGGGGACCCUGGUGUUACACCACCGACUCCAAAACCCGCUGGGAACACUGCAAUGUACCCAGCUGUACCGAGGACUGUAUACACUGCAGCGGUGAGAACUACAGAGGGAAAAUCUCCACUACAGAAAACGGCUUCACCUGCCAACGCUGGGACUCCCAGAAUCCUCACAACCACGGCUACAUCCCCAGCGUCCUUCCAGAGAAGUUUCUUGAGGAGAACUACUGCAGAAACCCUGACGGAGACCCCAGACCGUGGUGCUUCACUACCAGCCCAUCCAAGCGAUGGGACUUCUGCAACAUAACACGCUGCUCAUCCGAGCCCCCCACCAUCGUCCCGGAGCUGACCUGUGCCACCGGUGAGGGUGAAGCAUACCGAGGCACACUUGCUGUGACCGAAUCUGGGAAAACGUGUCAGAGUUGGUCGUCUCAGGCGCCACACAAACACAACCGCACACCACAAAACUAUCCUUGCAAAGGCCUGGAUAACAACUACUGUCGUAACCCCGACAACGAGAAGAUGCCCUGGUGUUACACCACUGACUCUGAAACCCGCUGGGAGUACUGCAAGGUGCCGAGCUGUGGGGACGCAGCCAGACCAGAUGAGCCAGUCAUCCCCCCAGAUGAAGAAGACUGUUACGAAGGGAAUGGGACGAGUUACCGCGGCGUAACAUCAGAGACCAUCAGUGGGAAAAGAUGUCAGAGCUGGAGUGCCAUGACUCCUCACAGCCACAAAAAAACUCCACAGAACUACCCCAAAGCGGACCUCAAGAGGAAUCUGUGCAGGAACCCUGAUGGGGACAGAGCUCCCUGGUGUUACACCACAGACCCCAGUGUCCGCUGGGAGUACUGCAACUUGGAGAAAUGCCCCACCAGUCCUUCUGGAGGUGCAACACCCACAACCAAACCUCCUAAUCCUGCCACCCCCACCCAGGGCACAACACAGAGAGACUGUAAGGUUGGAAGUGGAGUUACAUACAGGGGUCCGACCUCCAUCACCAUCCUGGGUGUGACCUGCCAGGCCUGGUCAGCUCAGAGUCCUCACCAACACAACAGCUUCACCCCACAAACUCACCCCACCAAGGGUCUGGACGGAAACCACUGCAGAAACCCUGACGGUGAUGUGAAUGGACCGUGGUGCUACACUACAGACCAGAACAAGAAAUGGGACUACUGUCAGAUCCCCGACUGCGCUGGGCUAAGCUGUGGGACGCCAGUCAUCAAACCCAGGCGUUGUUUUGGCCGUAUCGUUGGAGGCUGUGUGUCUAAACCUCACUCAUGGCCCUGGCAAAUCAGCCUCCGGACCAGUUUUGGAGUUCAUUUCUGCGGAGGAACUCUGAUCCACCCUCAGUGGGUCCUUACUGCUGCACAUUGUCUGGAGAGGUCCAAUCGGCCAUCAUCCUACAAGGUACUCCUGGGUAUCCAAACAGAGAGAGCCAACGAGCCGUCAAAACAGGAAAAGAGCCUGGACAAACUGGUUCUGGGACCCAACGGAGCCGACAUCGCACUGCUCAAGCUGCACAGCCCUGCACUGAUAAAUGACAAAGUCCUGCCAGCUUGUCUGCCCGAGAAAGACUACAUUGUUCCGAGCAGAACCGAGUGUUAUGUUACCGGAUGGGGUGACACUCAAGGUACGGGAGGUGAUGGUAUGCUGAAGGAGACUGGUUUCCCUGUGAUCGAGAACAAGAUCUGUAAUCGUCCAUCUUACCUAAACGGCAGAGUCAAAGACCACGAAAUGUGUGCUGGAAACAUCGAGGGAGGAACAGACAGCUGCCAGGGUGACAGCGGUGGUCCUCUGGUGUGUUAUGCCCAGAACAGGUAUAUCCUACAGGGUGUGACAUCAUGGGGUCUGGGAUGCGCCAAUGCCAUGAAACCCGGCGUCUACGCUCGAGUCUCCAAGUUUAUCGACUGGAUCGAAAGAACCAUAAAAGCCAAUUAAAAAACUAUUAUCCACCUUGAACAAAUGCAGUAACUUCAGCCACAGAAUGUGAUGUGCUUUUUGAAGGUAAUUUAACAUGUAUAUACUGUUCUGCUCCAACAUGACUACUUAAGUUUGUUGCCUGGUAUUACCUGAUGUCAACGGGAGUUUGGUUUCCUGUGGUGGGAACACAAUAAGCAGAUCAUUUUCAUGGUUUUGGGAUGUAAAGGUGUGUUUUCUGUAACGGCUAAAAAAAUAAAACGGAGUGCAAAGGAAACAGUGAAGUCAUGCUUUAUAGAAAACAAAUAAAAUAAAAUAACAUUUAAAAAAAAA